Molecule: messenger RNA, 2166 nt
Organism: Talaromyces amestolkiae
Lineage: Eukaryota; Fungi; Ascomycota; Eurotiomycetes; Eurotiales; Trichocomaceae
Exons: 4
Coding region: 1-2166 (721 amino acids)
Biological process (GO): cell differentiation; regulation of transcription by RNA polymerase II
Molecular function (GO): DNA-binding transcription factor activity, RNA polymerase II-specific; RNA polymerase II cis-regulatory region sequence-specific DNA binding
Source: RefSeq, a predicted model, not a curated record
AUGGUUCCCGCCGACUCGACUCCUAUCACGGCCACUUCAUCUUCGCCAUCUCAAUCCUUUAAUUCUUCGUCCCCGGCGGAUCUUCACUACGCCUUUCUCGUUCAUUCACAAAAGACACUGACUCAGAACCUUCCGCCUCGCGUCGACAAUAAGAUACUAGCGCGCCAGAAAAGGCGGCGUACAAGUCCUGAAGACCAUGCCAUUCUCGAGGCCGAAUACAAAAAGAACCCGAAGCCAGAUAAAGUCUCUCGAGCAAGUAUAGUUAGCCAGGUUUCGCUAGGUGAAAAAGAGGUUCAGAUUUGGUUCCAGAACAGACGUCAGAAUGACCGUCGAAAAUCGAAGCCGCUCGAGCCACACGAAUUAGUACGGCCUCCUGCUUUGGAUGGUGUCUCGAAUGGCUCCCCGACUAGUGAUGGUACAAGUUCUCCUCGCAACGGCGAACAGGCCGAACAGCCAGAGGGGAACGUUAGGAGGGACGAUGAGGACGCGCUCGCAGAUCCGUCGAGCAACACUGAUGAUGAUGAGUUGGAAACCUCAAUGGCAGCCGGCUCUUUGAACCCGGAGACUUCUUUCUCGUCACUUGACUCGGCUGAUAUUGAGAACCUGGACACUUCGAGGGACAUUACCGGCUUAGGCAUACAAGUGAACGGAAAGAAACGACGACUUUCGGACAUUGGAGCCUGCCAUGGAGAACACAAUGGACAACUCUGUCAAGAAGAAAUCAGAUCUCCGCCGUCGCUUCGGAUAUCAAUGUCGUUCGACGGCGAAGCUCUUCUCAGGAAAGAGGGGGAGCCCACUCCAUCGCCACCAAAGGCUCGCACAGCAGUGAGAAUUUCCCUAUCUUCGGAUGGCGAGGCUCUCAUCCGCACCCAAGAUGAACCGUCCCCAUCGAAAAACCGCUUGCGAUUUGUUCCUGGCCGUGUGCCACGCCAAACUAGCUUACGCAGAAGUGUCAGCGCAAUCAAUUUUGGGACACCCGGAGGUAGCCCAUUGGCUCGAGAAGGGAACGGUAUGAAACCGUUCGGUCGAUCUCGCGAUGCACGCAUGUGGGAGACUUAUUGUGACAAUGACGCACGAAGCGCUCUAUCAACACCACUCAGCUCUCAGCCGUCUAACAGUACUAGGACACCGGGCCUCUAUCGCUCUGGUAGCCAUCGGUCUGCCGCUCGCCACUCACUCUCGAAGCCGAACUUUUCGUCUCCAGCGAUCGGCACGAAUAAUCAACCAGACGUGGUCGAGGUGUCGAGAGAGAAGAGGCGGAAACUGUCCCGCACGUUGUCAUCUCUCGGACGACUCGAGUCCGUUCAGAAAGCAAGCCACCUGGCGCACGACUCGAACGGUGGCUUGAAGUCAUUUCACAAGGCUGGUAAAGAAGGCGUUGAGCGAGGGGAUCUGGAGGCGGGGGAUUCGGAUAAAGAGAACUGGGUUCCAGGAACCUAUCGUCGACCAGACCCACGUCGUCAUCAAAGAGCAAAGUCUCAUACGCAACGGUCCGUUCUCAAAGAAAAUGGCAUUCGCAAGAAUACCGUUGUCGAUGACCUCGCAUUGACCAAGCAUGGCCGAUUAUAUCGUGGCCCGCGGGGCACUAAGGAUGUGAGAAACCCGUCACAAACCGCAGCCAAACUGGAUGCCGAAGUCGCGGCUUUCAUGACCAAGACCGGUUCCUCGAGCCGCGAAGAAGAUCUUGACUUCUUGACAGGAGAAGAUGAAGUAGCGAUGCCGGUAGAAGAAGCCGGGCUGAGAGCUUUGCUGGAUGAUUUUGAGCCAGCGCCGGGGCCCGAGCCAGUGUUAGAUCCAGAACCGGAGCCGAAGCCGGAACCAGAGCCAGUGCUGGAACCUGAGCCAGAGUUAGAUCCUGAUCCUGAUCCUGAACCAGUGCCAGUGCCAGAGCCAGAGCCAGUACUGGUACUUGAGCCAGAGUUAGAUCCUGAUCCUGAUCCUGAUCCUGAUCCUGAACCAGAGCCAGUGCUGGAACCUGAGCCAGAGUUAGAUCCUGAUCCUGAACCUGAACCAGAGCCGGUGUUGGAGCCAGAGCCAGCGUUAGAUCCUGAGCCCGAACCUGGAGCUGAACCAGUGCUCGAACUUGAGCUGGACGUCGAAGUUGCCUGGGCUGCGGUAACAGGACACACUGUAGUGGACACAAUUAUAGUCUCGGUAGUAACAUAG